Messenger RNA from Pseudoliparis swirei, 2446 nucleotides. RefSeq names its product acidic (leucine-rich) nuclear phosphoprotein 32 family, member A (gene anp32a). Gene Ontology annotation, molecular function: histone binding. The transcript is spliced from 7 exons. Gene Ontology annotation, biological process: regulation of apoptotic process. Gene Ontology annotation, cellular component: nucleus. The record is from RefSeq and is a predicted model, not a curated record. NCBI's taxonomy places the organism in Eukaryota, Metazoa, Chordata, Actinopteri, Perciformes, Liparidae. Bases 794 to 1558 code for a protein of 254 amino acids.
UCAAGAAUUUGGGGAGCCAGAACCAUUGUGGAAAUAAGUUUUACUUUAUUUUAAAAGUAAAUCAGCACGAAAUCAAAUUGAUCUGAGUAGAUGAAAUUGUUGCUCAAACAAUAUUACAAGUAUAAUUAAUGUUGGUUCCAUACUAUAAUGUUAAGUACCCUGGCAGUUAUCAACACUUUUCUAGAAAACAAGUAAACGGAAAAAGGUGAAUUUUUGUAGUGUCAUGUUUCAGUUUGGAACAUUUAUUUGUACAAUUAUAUUUUUAUUAAUUUGCAUGUCCGUGCGCCAUUUGUGUGAUUUGAUAUGCGAUUGUUUAUUGUGUGAUGAUGGGGACAUAUGGGGAAAUUGUGUGUAAUUUAUUCAGACAGAAUAUACUAGUAAAUGUUGAAUAAAUAAAUAAUCUGCAUAAUUACCAGCUUUAAAACCAGGCCUCCGUGUGGUGGAUGUUUAAUAGUGAUUAUUAUACACAGACAUGUGGCAUGUAUUCAAUGUAAAUCAUCAAAGAGUCACAUCAGCCGUGUAAACUUAAGUUAUCAAACAACCAAACUUGGAUAACAAAACCCCACCCAGUUGGAUACGGGCGUCUCCAUUGGCCCGCGUGUCUGUAAAUCCGUUCCCUCUCGAUUCCGCGCGUGCCAUUGGUCGGCGGUGACGACGAUCCCGAGCCGUGCUCCCGCCCACCGAGCGGAUCAAGUUUGAAUGAACAACAGCAGUCUGUUCUGGAGGUGGUAGUUGCUUUUGCAGUAAUUAUUUAAAAGUGUGUAUCGCACCUCGAGGGCUGCGCCGACCGAGGAUGGACAUGAAGAAAAGGAUUCACCUGGAGUUGCGGAACCGCACUCCGUCAGACGUCAAAGAACUUGUUCUAGACAACUGCCGCUCAAAUGAUGGAAAGAUCGAGGGUCUCACGGACGAGUUUGAGGAGCUGGAGUUCCUCAGCACAAUCAAUGUCGGACUCACGACAGUGGCCAACCUGCCCAAGCUAAAUAUACUAAAAAAGCUUGAACUCAGCGAUAACAGGAUCUCAGGGGGGCUCGAAGUUCUGGCAGCGAAAUGCCCCAAACUCACACAUCUCAACCUCAGUGGCAACAAGAUUAAAGACCUCAGCACAAUAGAACCAUUGAAAGAAUUGGCGAUUCUGAAAAGUCUAGAUCUGUUCAACUGUGAGGUGACGAACCUGAACGAGUACAGAGACAACGUCUUCAACCUCCUCCCCCAGCUCACCUACCUGGACGGCUACGACAAAGACGACAAAGAGGCGCCGGACUCCGACGCCGAGAUCUACGCAGAGGGAUUGGAUGACGACGAGGAAGACGAAGACGAUGACGAGGAGGACGAUGAAGAUGCAGCACCAGGAGACGGGGAGAGAGAGGAUGACGAAGAGGAGAAUGAAGUAGAAGAAGAACUCAGUGGAGAGGAGGAAGAGGAGGAAGAUCUGAAUGACAAGGAGGUUGACGACGACGACGAUGAUGAGGAGGAUGAUGAUGAAGCUGUAGAAGAGCAAGGUCAGAAGAGGAAACGGGAGCUGGAUGAAGAAGGGGAGGAGGAUGAAGACGAUUGAGAGUCCUCUGGAAGCUGCUAAGUUGUGACCUGUUCUAAAUGUGUAACUCCCCGUCACUCCCCAACAACCCCAUGUAUUUUACUCCCCCGUUUCAUAUUGCAGUAGGAGUGGUUUUAUAUUAUUGGCCAGUCAGGUAGACGGGGUUGUCUGGGGAAAUAAGUUAAACGUAUGUACCUUUUUGAUGCUCCCAUGUUCGUCUUUUCUGUCCACUUUGAACUGCUUUGUGGACACCAAUUUUAUAAUAUCAAGAUAAACCUUUUUAAGACAAUGUUUUUUUUCCUUUUCUCACCGUUUGUGUAAGACCAGUUUCUGAUGGCUUAUGUAUUUUAAAAGAGCCCCCUUGAAAAGAAAAAAAUAAAUAUGAAAUGACAAAAAAAAGAGUGCAUGUAUAAUACAUUUUAAAGUCAACUACUGGAGUUCAUGUAUGGCUGUCCUCUCCUCUCCGUAAACUUAUUUUUGCAUUGUAUUUUUGUUUUAAGUGUAAGUUAUGCAUUUGUAGUGUCGCCAGUAUGCCAAUACUUUCUGCUGUCCUGGUGUGAAACUUCUGUCUGAACAUGCACAGUGUGACCCCUUACAGGGCAUAUUUUUAAAUCAUAGCAAAUGUCUGCCCUUGUCAAAGCUCCUACUCUUCCUCCUCCUCCUCAAACCCUCAGCUUUGAUAGUUCGGAAAUUACGUGUUCUUGUAAAUAAUGACCAAAUCUAUUUUUUUGUAUUCUCUUUGAUGACGGCAGACAUUGAACAGACAACUGAGGUGAAACUACAAAUUGUAAUAAGAAUAUUAAUUAUGUAUGCUGCUUUAUCUAAAAUACGCAGUGUGAAAUUUCUUGGAAUUUGAACAUAACUUUGUAUGCAUAAUCUUUCCAUAAAGAAAGUUGUUCAACAUCAGAA